This is a messenger RNA of Ziziphus jujuba (common jujube), 1460 nucleotides long. Its product is annotated as glucan endo-1,3-beta-glucosidase. The record is from RefSeq and is a predicted model, not a curated record. Gene Ontology annotation, biological process: carbohydrate metabolic process. Gene Ontology annotation, molecular function: hydrolase activity, hydrolyzing O-glycosyl compounds. Bases 91 to 1131 code for a protein of 346 amino acids. NCBI's taxonomy places the organism in Eukaryota, Viridiplantae, Streptophyta, Magnoliopsida, Rosales, Rhamnaceae. Gene Ontology annotation, cellular component: plasma membrane. The transcript is spliced from 2 exons.
UUGGUUAACAAAAGGUUUAUAGCUUUUGCUGGUUUUUCUUUCAGUUUGUGGCAAGGAAUUCGAAUUUCUGCAUCAUAAGUUAUAUAAAUCAUGAUGGAGUUCUCUUUGUGUGCAACAGCCAAUAUUAUCAUGGCAAUGACCUUCCUAAUUCAAUAUCUUCCCUCAUUAAGUUCAACUCCAAUCGGUAUCGGUGUCAACUUGGGCUUAAACGGAGACAAUCUUCCAUCACCAGGCGAUACAAUAAACCUCUACAACAGAUGCCAGAUCAACUUCAUCCGAAUCUUCGAGCCGAGACACGAAAUACUCGACGCCCUACGAAACAAACCAACAUUUGUCUCCCUCGGCGUAAGAGACCAAGACCUUCAAACCUUGGCCUCGGACCAAUCCGCAGCCAAUCAAUGGGUCAAAGACAACGUCGUACCGUACAUCCCCGACGUCAAUAUCGGCUACAUCACUCUCGGUAACGAAGUAAUCCCCGGUCCGCAAGCUCAGUACGUAGCACAAGCCAUCAACAACAUCAACGCCGCGCUAACCAACGCCAGAAUCUCCAAAGACAUCAAGGUCACCACUGUCAUUUCGUCGAACACCUUGUUCGCAUCUUACCCUCCUUCGGCCGGCACUUUCAACGAAGAAUCGGCUUCGGCUCUGAAAAACAUUAGUACAAUUUUAUCCGGGCGUGGUUCGCCGAUCAUGGUCAAUGUGUAUCCUUACUUUGCCUACGUUGCGGACCCAGAGCAUAUUCGCUCGGAUUACGCUUUGUUCACUUCGCAAGGAACCGUCGUCACUGAUGGGGAUUAUUCGUAUCAGAACCUGUUCGACGCGAUUGUGGAUUCGUUUUUCGCUGCAUUUGAGAAGAUCGGAGCUUCAGGAAUAAACUUGGCUGUGGCGGAGACGGGUUGGCCGAGCGCUGGGAAUGAACCAUAUACGAGCAUAAAGAAUGCCAGGACUUAUAAUAAGAACAUGAUGGAUCAUGUUUUGAGUGGAAAAGGAACGCCAAGGAGGCCCAAUCGCACUUUCAAUGCUUUUCUGUUUGAGAUGUUUAAUGAGGACCAAAAGCCUGCUGGUGUGGAGCAGAAUUUUGGGCUUUUCAAUCCAAAUAUGCAACCUGUUUAUCCUUUAUGGCCUUGCUAGAUUUAACCCCAAAAAAAAUUAAAAUAAAAAAUAAAAAACCUUCUUUUUAUAUAUAUAUAUAUAUAUAUAUUUUUUUUUUUUUUGCAGUUUGAGUGAGAAAAAUGGGGAAAUAAAUAAUUAAUGUAGUAAAAAUUUUAUAAGUUGAGAUGUAGAGUAGUCUCUCUUCCACCUUCAACAAUAAAGUUGAAUUCAUUUGACUUUGCUUCUCAUGGGAUAUAUGUAGCACUACAUGUAUGGUGGUUCUUCCUUUUUAUUUAUAAAAUUUCAUGAUAGAUAUAAAGUCCAUUGUCAUGGUUUUGGUAUAGUAUACAAUUUGGUUUUUUCUUUUA